Molecule: messenger RNA, 3888 nt
Organism: Sardina pilchardus (European sardine)
Lineage: Eukaryota; Metazoa; Chordata; Actinopteri; Clupeiformes; Clupeidae
Product: cytochrome P450 4V2
Exons: 11
Coding region: 389-1912 (507 amino acids)
Molecular function (GO): iron ion binding; heme binding; oxidoreductase activity, acting on paired donors, with incorporation or reduction of molecular oxygen
Source: RefSeq, a predicted model, not a curated record
GAGAAAGGGAGGGAGAGAGUGGUUAAAGGCCACAUAGUCUAUGCGCGUCCAGACAAACAUUUUUCAUCUAGCCUUUUCAAAAAGCCAUACCGAGAACACUACAGAUGGCUUGGGCAGGUUGUUUUCAUUGUUGUUAUUGUUGAUAGAAACCCUCAUCCGAUAUAUAUUGUUCCCCCAGCUUGUUAAUGAUCCAAUUUCAAAGCCCCGACAUUCACCUGCAGAUAAUCUACAUUUACUGGCUCGUAAAGUAAAUGACCCAGUAAAUUGCUGGCGUGCGUCUGACCCCCAAACAGAGUGGGCGAGCUAAAGGACCAAAGUUCACAUUCGAAUAGCGCUCGGCAUAUUUCAGGACAUUAGCGACUGAUCCGUCAAUCCAUCAGCUCCAAAAAUGGCAGUGUUGUUAGGGUUGUACGCUCUGGGCUAUAUGCUGGGCUCUCUCCUGCUGGCGUACCUUCUAUAUGAGCCUCUCAAGCAGUAUGUGUACAAAUGGAACGAGAUGAAGCCAAUUCCAGGAAUGGAGGGCGCUCUCCCGAUCAUUGGCAACGCUCUGCAACUCAAAGCCAAUGCAGGAGAAUUCUUCAACCAGGUUAUUGAAGGCACCAAUGAAUUCAGACACUUACCACUGGCAAAAGUAUGGCUUGGACCUUUACCCAUUGUUGUUCUGUAUCAUCCUGAAACCAUAGAGGGGGUCCUUAGCUCUUCCAGGCACCUCGAUAAAUCGUACUCCUACUCGUUUCUGGAACCUUGGCUCGGGACAGGAUUGCUCACCAGCACGGGUGACAAGUGGCGCAGUCGGCGCAAAAUGCUGACGCCGACGUUCCACUUCUCCAUCCUGACGGACUUCCUGGAGGUGAUGAGCGAGCAGGCCGAGGUGCUGGUCAACAAGCUGCAGAGUCACGUGGGCGGGGAAGCCUUCAACUGUUUCAGCCUCAUCACCCUCUGUGCUCUUGAUGUUAUUUGUGAGACUGCAAUGGGAAAAAAGAUCUACGCCCAAAGUAACUCGGAGUCUCAAUACGUCCGUAGUGUUUACAAAAUGAGUGACAUCGUCAGCAGAAGACAGAGGGCCCCGUGGUUAUGGCCUGACUUUGUCUACAACUUACUGGGGGAGGGAAAAGAACACCAGGAGUGCCUCAGGGUCCUGCACACCUUUACUAGAAAUGUGAUUAAGGAGAGGGCGGAGCAAAUGGCCGGCGCGGAGUCGGACAGCGAGCCAGACGGAGUCAGGAAGAGACGCGCUUUCUUAGACAUGCUUCUGAAAACCACCGACGAAGAUGGCAAGUACUUGAGCCAUGAAGACAUACAGGAGGAGGUGGACACCUUCAUGUUUGAGGGUCACGACACGACUGCAGCUUCCAUGAACUGGGCUCUGCAUCUGAUCGGCUCCCACCCCGAGGUGCAGAGGAAAGUGCACCAGGAGCUCGACGAAGUGUUCGGAGCGUCGGACCGCCAGGUGACCGCCGAGGACCUGAAGAAGCUGCGCUACCUGGACUGCGUCAUCAAGGAGACCCUGCGCCUCUUCCCGUCCGUGCCCUUGUUUGCGCGCAGCAUCUGCGAGGACUGUCACAUCAAUGGGUUCAAGGUCCCUAAAGGGGUGAACGCUGUCAUUAUCCCCUACGCCUUGCAUCGGGACCCUCGGAACUUUCCGGAACCGGAGGAGUUCCGGCCGGAACGCUUCCUGCCGGAGAACAGCGUCGGCAGACACCCAUACGCGUACAUCCCCUUCUCCGCAGGCCCGAGGAACUGCAUCGGACAGCGCUUCGCCAUGAUGGAGGAGAAAGUCAUCCUUGCGAUGGUGUUGCGUCACUUCAAGGUGCUGGCCUGUCAGAAUCGAGAGGACCUCCGGCUCCAGGGAGACCUGGUCCUGCGGCCAGAGGGGGGCAUCUGGAUCCAGCUGCAGAAGAGAUCCAUCUAGAACCCGUCCCUGGUGACCAGGCCUGUCAUGCACUGGGGCUGUGGACUGUAUGUCACUGAGAACUGGUACCAUCACCCAUCCCCUACCAUCAUGUUUAGUAGGCAGAGUCUCUGUGUUCAAGGGGGGGCCAUUGAACACAGAGACUCUGCCUAGUGCCUACUAAACAUGAUGCAAUUCUGUAAUGUGAUACUGUAAACAUGUACUGUAACACUACAAAGGGGAUCAUAAAAACAGCAAUGGCAUUUUUUUUUCAGAUUUUCAUUUUGAAUUGAUUUGUGAUGACAUUUGCGUGCUACGAAAUAACAUUCAUUUAUUCUGGGAAGCAUGCGAUAACACAACUUUUGGAUAAAAUCUGCAAAAUUCAAUUUACUCAGUUCAUUUCAUUAUGCAAUGUUAUACUUGAAAUGAAACCAUCAACGAUACCACAGAGGUAACUGUGCAAUAAUGGAGUCUGUCUGUUUGGAUUGGAGUUUGCAAGUUUCAAGAGUGGAUGCAAGUUAAUGAUAUCACUUCAGCUUUGCUUAUUUAGGGUCCGAUGGGAAUUUAGGUUAAUGAACAUUUUAUUACCACUGCCAAGGAGCUUUUGCUUUUAGUCUGGUGUCCUGAUUUGGCUGUCUGGGCUGUUUGUCCCUCUGCAAAUAAACAAGCAAGCAAACAAAAAUUAAAAGCCCAUAUCCAUUUUGGUGAAACCCAGAGGGGGUGUGGCACGGGCUGAGAGAACCCCUAAACUUUUGGAGCUGAUCCGAAUCACGGGGCGGAUGUUCAAAUAAUUGAUCUCUCUUUGUUGACAUGGUGAGAUGUCUGAAGAAAGCUGCUCUCAGAAUGUCUUUCCAGGUAUUGUCUGGUUUUUCUUGGCCCACGCUCAACAAACUCAUAAGCUCACAUGCUUGGCUUCAUUAUGCAUCUCGUCAGAUGUCUUAAAUAAAGCAGAGGAUCUAGUUAGUCCAUUCUAAUGGAUUUAGAAUACCUCCCCCCCCCGACCUACUCUGCCUUAGCCCAUCCAGCAGGAUCAGUUUCAGCUCUAGUUUAACUUAUUGUCUUGAACGCUUUCCAGCAGUCGGGUUUCAAUUUGGCUAGGAACGCUAAGCAGCCCAAGUCGGGUUUCUCUCCAAACCAUUUGUGAAACGUCCAAGCAAUAAAAGACCCUGGCACCGAUCGGCUCUUGUGGUCCUGCCGCGCCGCGCUGGUCUGGUCCGCGAGGCGGUGUGGCUAUGCCUGAAGUGAUAACGCGCUGGCAAACACACACGCUUGAACCGCCUGUAAAACGAGAAACCCGGCGAAUUGCAAUUUCAGUCUCUGCUCACUGUCAGGCUUCGCAUCGCAUUGCAUGGCAUGUGUUGGCGUUUAAAGACAAAACGACCGAUGUGUUUGUAUGGUCCAAUGCGUUUUGUUUUUGGCUGGAUAUAUGUGGAUGCUGUCUAUAUAGUAGACAGACAAGAUGUGAUAUUCAAGUAGUGAAGUGUCAAGUAGGCAGUCUAGGCUUUACUCCAACGCUCAGGGCCACAUUUCUGCUUAAAGGAAUAUUAGAUGCGUGUCUUGCCAUUCAUGCAAUUAAAUUAAUGUUAUUUUAGGCCAAAUGCUGCUCUUGAUGCCGAGGACGAGUGAGUCUGCUCACAGUGAGUGACUUCACAUAGGGAGGAGGGCAAAAGCAAGACCUCGACGAAUUGCGCUGCUUUUUUUCCAUUCCAUUAACUGGCUGUGGCGCUGCCAAACAGUGGCUCGGCUGAGUUCAAAACAUCCACGGCUUUGAUGUUAAUUUGGGACCUCCAUCCUUUUUACUGAGACGCUACUGAAACUCAUCUACAUUGCCACUUACUUUAGUGUCUGAAGUGCUGCGCUGGAACGUGUGCUAGGCAGUACUGAUUUGAAUAAUUAUUGGAAUGCAUAUAUGGCGUAAAGAAUGAAUGACCCACCUAAUGAAAAAUAUAGCGAUUUUAUUUUUUUAAUAUGUGCCAUAAAUGUCCUGCAACACAUCA